AUGGCCGACAUACUCAACGAACUAACCGGCUGCCAAAUGAUUAUUAAUUACAAUAGUGAACUGCCGCAAUAUAUUUGCACAAAUUGCAUGAAGGGAGCAAAGGCGGCAUUGGAUUUCAAACACAUGGUGGAAAGGAACAGUGAACGCUUUGAGGAGCUACACAGCAUGUCCGGAGAUCAGAAGUGUAAGGUGAAACUGAAACAGGAGGAGGACGAUCUCAUUGCCAUCUGCAACAUGCUCAAUGCAGAGGACUUACAACUUAUGGACAACUUGGAGGAGGAGGAAACAAAAGAGUUGAAUAUUAAAGCGAAUGCAACACAUCAGUACAACACCCGACGGAAGAGACUGAAUAGGUACAGCGUAUCGAACAUGAGCAGCGAGAGCUUCCUGAGCGAAAGCGGCCUGGACUAUGAGGACGAGAAGAAGACAUCUCUUGCAUGUCCCCACUGCCAAUAUGUUCCAAGCAACAAAGGCAAUCUGAAGGCUCAUCUCCGGACACACACCGGGGAGCGUCCAUUCCAAUGCCCGCACUGCCCAAGGACAUUCACUCAAAAGCAAAAUAUGACCGUGCACACACGCACGCACACCGGAGAGCGUCCUUAUAAAUGUGCCGCGUGUCCAAAGUCCUUUGCUCAGCUUGCGGGCUUGAUUGCCCACAAUCGCCGACGUCCAUGGGAUCACAUAUUGGAUUCGAAACACGUAAUUAAACAACAACGUCUUAAAAAACACCGUCGCAAGAAGGGACACAACUAA
This is a messenger RNA of Drosophila novamexicana, 753 nucleotides long. RefSeq names its product PR domain zinc finger protein 5-like. Lineage: Eukaryota; Metazoa; Arthropoda; Insecta; Diptera; Drosophilidae. Gene Ontology annotation, molecular function: zinc ion binding; RNA polymerase II cis-regulatory region sequence-specific DNA binding; DNA-binding transcription factor activity. Gene Ontology annotation, biological process: regulation of transcription by RNA polymerase II. The transcript has a single exon. The coding region runs from base 1 to 753 and encodes 250 amino acids. The record is from RefSeq and is a predicted model, not a curated record. Gene Ontology annotation, cellular component: nucleus.